GCAUUAGCUGCUAUAGCCACAUUCAAAAGCCUGGGACCCAAUUACGCACCCAAGGAUAUCCUAAAGGACACAUACAAGCCAAUAUACAUAUACAUACCGAGCGUCUCCAUAGAAAUCACUGAAGUUGUUUGCCAGCAAGCUGAGAGCCAGCCGAGAUUUGAACGCGCAGAGAUCGUGUCCACAAUCCCACUGCGUAUACGCAUUUUGUUGUUUCUUUAUUUUAUACGGAUGUGCGCAUAAGGAUAACGGUAAACUGAUAAAAGCAACAGCGAGACACCGUUAGAUACAUUUUAGAGGAAAAAAGAGCGCACGCAGAGAAGAAGAGCUACAAAGUUCGACAUGGGUAACGAAACAUCGCUGCCAAUGGACAUGUGCUCCAAUUUCGAUGCAGAUGAGAUCCGUCGUCUGGGCAAACGUUUCCGUAAACUCGAUCUGGACAAUUCGGGGGCGCUGAGCAUAGAUGAGUUUAUGUCGCUGCCGGAACUGCAACAGAAUCCGCUCGUGCAGCGCGUCAUCGAUAUAUUCGAUGCGGAUGGCAAUGGUGAGGUCGAUUUCAAGGAAUUCAUUCAGGGCGUCUCACAGUUCAGUGUGCGCGGCGAUAAGCUAUCCAAAUUGCGUUUCGCAUUCCGCAUCUACGAUAUGGACAAUGAUGGUUACAUCUCAAACGGUGAGCUCUUUCAGGUGCUCAAAAUGAUGGUUGGCAACAAUUUAAAGGAUACGCAACUGCAACAGAUUGUCGACAAGACAAUCUGUUUCGCCGACAAGGAUGAGGAUGGCAAAAUAUCAUUCGAUGAGUUCUGUUCCGUCGUGGGAAAUACGGAUAUACAUAAGAAAAUGGUUGUUGAUGUUUAAGUCUAAGCGGCCAAUAGAUACACACACACACACACACCAGCACACACACACACAGCAAUUUAUCGACUAAAUGAAAAUCAAACAUUUUUAUUCUAAUUCCAAUUCGUUGACAUUUCAAACAAAUGCUAUGCACAUGUGUGCAUGCAUGUAAUUAUUUAAGUGUGCGUGCACAACUAACUAAAAAAAAAAAGUAAAUCAAGUAACUAUUUAAAAAAAAAAAACUUAAGCAAAUGAAAAGUAAACCAAAGAAAAGAAUCAAACUAAAGCAACUAUGAAAACUCGAAUUUGUUAACAUUAAAAAUCCAUCUAGAGCGUGUGAACCAAC
Molecule: messenger RNA, 1177 nt
Organism: Drosophila novamexicana
Lineage: Eukaryota; Metazoa; Arthropoda; Insecta; Diptera; Drosophilidae
Product: calcineurin subunit B type 1
Exons: 3
Coding region: 340-852 (170 amino acids)
Molecular function (GO): calcium-dependent protein serine/threonine phosphatase regulator activity; calcium ion binding
Source: RefSeq, a predicted model, not a curated record